GGCGCGGUAUUUACGCUGUUUACUCAGCAAUAUUGAGCAGCAGUUUAGCGGCUCUGCGCACGCGUCGCGGACAUUCGUACGUCGCACCGAGCAGCGACUAGCCGGCGCAAGAGUGUUUAUUUAUCAAAUAGUGAUUUUAUACGUGUAAGUGAAUAAAAUGGAUAAGUGUAUUGAAAAGUGAGAGUUGUGUUAUUAUGUUUAGCACAAAGUCGAGUUCUGUGCUCAGCGGCGCGGACAAGGAGCCAGUGCCAGCGCCAUCGCCUGCCGAUUCAGGAGUCGCUGAACUGGAGAGAGACCAGCAUGACUAUAGCACAACGGAACGCGUUAGAAGUCAUGAGGUCCGUGUUCGAGCAGCCCGAGGUCUCAUGAUGCAGAGCUUCGGACGCUCACGGGAUGAGCGAGACGCGGAACUGGCGCGCGUCAGACGAGACCGAGCGCUGCUUCGUCAGAGGCUUGAAGACACGGAGUGGAGUCUCUGUCAGAGAGCUGGAGAGAUCGCAUUGUUGAAAACACAACUUAAGGAUGCUCAGAACGAACAAACAGCAAAAGGACACGAAUACCUUACCCUGAAAGCGGACUGUCGCCAGCUGAGAGAAGUCCUCGACAAGAAGGAGAAGGAGAUCAUGAGGCUCCGAGCAGAAACGGACGAAAAAGAAAAGUCCAUUAACCGAUUACAAUCAGAAGUAGAUCGCCUCACCAACGACCUCAUGGAAAGCGUGUCAGACCUCACCAAGACGAAGGAGUCCAGCAAAAAUGAAAUCGAAAGACUAAAAACCGAGCUGAAAGAGCUUAGACAAGAACUGUCAGAUAUCUCCCUCAGUGGGUACGAAGGCAUCGAGUGCGGGAGGACCAUGAGAGGCAUCUACGACGUCUGCAAAAAUAAUGAGUACCACUGGAACUCCAGUGAUAGUGCCUUAGAAGAUGCUGAAGUUCAAAGACUGAAUGGAGAGCUGCCGGACUCGUGCAGCGAGCCUUGCGCCGCCACCGCCAUUGUCGACAGACUCAAGUGCGAACUGGAAGCUAAAGAAACCCAGUUCAACAACGAGAGAAGAAAAUGGUCCGAAGAAAAGGACAAAGUACUUCGAUACCAGAAACAAUUACAGCUGAACUAUGUCCAAAUGUUUAAGAGAUCUCGUACCUUAGAGGCGGAAGUGGACGGUCUAAGGUUAGAACUAGAAUUAUGUAACAAGAACAUGAAAAACUUGAACAAACAUGGCAAGACUAUCGAGCUAUAAACAUUACCAAAUUCAAAUAAUUUAAUAAUAAUAUUUAUAUUUAAAUGGCUAUUUUUCUAAUGUAAAUAUACAAUUAAGAGAAAAGGCGAGAUUAUUACUAAUGUUAAUAGAGAUACAAGGAUGAACAAUGAAGAGAGAGUACUCGAAGCUGAUGAUGUUGAUCAGAUCAGUGUGGCAGAUCGUGGUUUGAGGAAUGUAAACUAUGACGAUUUCUUGCCUUAUAAAUGACAAUAUGAUACUGUAGUUGAGUUUAUCAAAGUUAUGUUAGAUUAUUGCCGUCAUAAUACUCAACUAGCAGUUAAGAGAAGGACGAAUGUGUGGACCUAUUGUUGCAAAUUGUAUAAGGUCGGAGCAAAACAUCCAUUCAAUAAAAGUGUUUUUGUGUUGAUAUUACUAUCAAACUCAAGGCUAAAUUCACAAAGAAUAAACUAAAUGAAUAACAACAAAUGCAACUCUUAUUAUAUGUAGGUGAUAAAGGUGAUUGCAUUUUGAGAAUUAUAAUCAUGGUAAAUCAUAUUUUUUCUGAUAAAACUUUAAUUUCGUACGCAUAUAAAUGUACUCCUCAAUAAGAAUUUAGAUCAGGCAAAGAUUUGUGUGAUUUUUUGAUCAAUCAAUCGAUCGAUCAACCUAUAUUAGAAACUCUUCUCCAUGGUGGAUCGAGAACAAAAAUCAAUUCUGAAUAAAAUUAUGAAAAAGAUCCUUCAAGAACUGUAAAACGAAUUUCUUUACUUAAAAUUAA
This is a messenger RNA of Spodoptera exigua (beet armyworm), 1974 nucleotides long. Lineage: Eukaryota; Metazoa; Arthropoda; Insecta; Lepidoptera; Noctuidae. The record is from the annotation of a GenBank genome assembly.